AUGGUGCGGGCGCAACGCAUCGUAGGGUAUUAUGGAAAGACGGCAGGACAGUGUCCGGACUACCCAUCGUUCGAGCCUGAGGAUCUACCCUACAAUCUCUACACGCACCUCAACUUCGCGUUCGCGUCGAUCAAUGACGAUGGUGUCAUUCAAACGCAACACGCUGAAGAUUUAGAGGGCUAUAAACAUUUUAACGAUCUCAAGCUGAAGAAACCCAGCCUAAGGACUGCAAUCACCAUCGGUGGAUGGAACAUGGAUAUGGCAUACUACUCCACGAUGGUCUCCACCCAAGCCAAACGUCAAAAGUUUAUCAAGUCAGCCAUGAUUUUUGUCCGCCAGCAUGGUUUUGAUGGAAUUGACUUUGAUUGGGAAUAUCCUUCAGACGACUUACGUGGGGGACAUCCAGAGGACCCUAAAAACUUUGUCUUGUUCAUGAAGGAAAUGCGCGACGCAGCGGAUGCGGAGGUGCUUACUGAAGGUCGUGAGCGUUUGAUUCUGAGCAUUGCUUUGCCUGGAGGACCCUUCCACGGACAGUACUUCCAUAUCCCUCAGCUUGCGCAGUAUGCUGACUGGCUCAACAUCAUGGCGUACAAUCUUCACGGUCAAUGGGAGGAUAUGGCCUUUUGCGCGGCUCCUCUGUACGACACUGCCAAGAGCACAAAGUAUUUCGGCUAUUCUGUCGACGAUGCAGUUAAAUCCAUGGCUCCUAAGUCCGUGGAUCCCAAAAAGUUUAACCUGGGCCUUUCCUUCUCCGGUGUCACGUUUACACUCAAGGACAAAGCCAAGACCGCACCGGGUUCACCCGCCAUCGGUCCUGGUAAACAGGGCUGCCAGGAGAAAGGAGCCAUGUCUUACUUUGAGGUCAUGAGACUGUCCAGCCUCGCACAAGUCGCUGACACGAAGAAGCCGAUUGAUCACUUCCAACGUCAGGUCACGCAGGAGCCGAGGAGGGAUGAGGUUGGCUCUUGCAUGUACAUGGUCGUGAAUGAAGACCAGUGGAUCGGUUAUGACACGCCGGAGACCUUUGCGGCUAAGAUUGAUUACCUGAAGAAGGCCGGCUUUGGAGGCGUGAGUAUCUGGUCGAUGGACUCGGAUAUGGCCAACCACGAGCUGACGACGUCGGUUUAUAGCAGUCUUACAGGUCCAUCAGACGAGAUUCGAAAGGCCGGCAGCAGCGAUAGCAAGGAUGAGAACAGCAGCGAGGGCAAACAGACGAGCGCUGGUAUCCGUGACAGUAGCACCUUUCAGAUUGCAGGCCUCGCAGCCAAGGUGAUGGUUGUUAUCAUGUUCAGCGUUGUCCUUCUUGCGUAG
Messenger RNA from Gamsiella multidivaricata, 1311 nucleotides. RefSeq names its product glycoside hydrolase. The record is from RefSeq and is a predicted model, not a curated record. Lineage: Eukaryota; Fungi; Mortierellomycota; Mortierellomycetes; Mortierellales; Mortierellaceae. The transcript is spliced from 6 exons. Bases 1 to 1311 code for a protein of 436 amino acids. Gene Ontology annotation, molecular function: hydrolase activity, hydrolyzing O-glycosyl compounds; chitin binding. Gene Ontology annotation, biological process: carbohydrate metabolic process.